Scylla paramamosain (green mud crab) is the source of this 1634-nucleotide messenger RNA. Its product is annotated as transmembrane protein 19-like. The transcript has 7 exons. The record is from RefSeq and is a predicted model, not a curated record. Gene Ontology annotation, cellular component: membrane. Bases 30 to 1097 code for a protein of 355 amino acids. Lineage: Eukaryota; Metazoa; Arthropoda; Malacostraca; Decapoda; Portunidae.
GCCCAUACUCCUGUGUAGUUUGUGAUAGGAUGGUAGUGCAGCGUCUUGCUCAUGCUUCUGUGUUAGUAAUAGGAUCCAACUUAAGGAGAGUGCCGUUGUGGUGGCAGAAAUUCACGCCGAGAACUGUCAUUGCCAUAUGGAACGCGGCAGGGCUGAUAGACGCGGCAACUGUCUCAGGCUCUCAGGCCUCAGCGGCUGGCAUCAGUGUAAGGGUGGACGCGGCACGGGGAAGUGUCAUAGAGCCCUCCAGAUGGCUCAGUGCCACACUGCUGCCUGUGAUAGUGGCAUGGUGGGGCCUGAGGAAGAAGUCCCUGUCAUCUAGUGGUGCUGUGUGUGGUCUUAUUGUUGGUUUUCUCUUAACACUCGGAAGCUAUGUUUUCUUCGUCAAUCUUCUUAUCUUUUUUGUGUCGUCAUCCAAAGCAACAAAAUACAAGUCUGCUAUGAAGAGAAAACUUGAAAGUGAUCAUAAAGAAGGUGGUGAAAGGAACUGGGUGCAGGUGAUGUGCAAUGGAGGUGUAGCCAGUCUCAUAGCUUGGUUCUAUAUUGUGGAUUGUGGGUGUGGUGAAAACCCAGUGGAUCUUAUCUAUAGCUACCGAUGUUCUUGGCUUAGUGUGGCAGUCCUAGGAGCUUUAGCUUGUUGUAAUGGAGAUACUUGGGCCUCAGAGUUUGGAGCAGUUCUAAGCUUUGGAGACCCCCUGCUCAUCACCAACUUACAGUCUGUUCCAAGAGGAACCAAUGGAGGAGUGAGCCUCAUUGGGCUGUUGGUGAGCUUUUUGGGAGGUUUGUUGGUAGGACUUGGGCAUUACUUGACAUUGCUGAUGCUGGUGUCCACACCAGUGAUGAUUGCUGCCCCUCCACAGUGGCCCAUUGUGCUGGUGGGUGCUGCAGGGGGUCUUCUUGGGAGUCUUAUUGAUUCUUUGCUGGGAGCUACAAUGCAGUAUUCAGGAAUCACCUCAGAGGGAAAGAUCGUUGAGCGUCCUGGAGAGAAUGUGAAGCACAUCAGUGGCUCACACAUCCUGGACAACCAUGCUGUUAAUCUUAUCAGUUCUCUACUAACUGCAAUAUUUUUGCCAAGAGUUGCUCUUUUGAUAAUGUAGGCAGUUUAUAGUCAGUUGUGUCCUUUGUGUAUUUUCUUUUAAUAUGAUUGUAGUGAUGGAAUAGUUAAUGGUGACCAAAAUCCACCACAGCCUCAGUGAUCACUUACAACCUCAGUGGUAAUGUGUCAGAUCUUGAGUGUUGGGUUCAUUGCAAGAUUGUGAUCUCUCAUGGCUAAUCUAACCUGCCUUCAGAUAAGUUUCUCAGUGUUUGCACAUGAUGCUCCAAAGGGGGCAUAGUGCAGUGACUGCCUACAACUACUAUGCAUGUCAUGAGUACAGUAUUUGUAGGUUUUGGUGAUACUUGAUACUUAUUUGCAUGUUUCUUUUUCUGUAAGGAAACAUGCAUUGUGAAUUUUAUGUGGGUUAGAAAUAUUCUGUGAAUGCAUUGCUUAUUUUAGGUAGAUUGCCUGCUGUUUUGAAAGCAUAAAAAUUUUGUUUCAAAUAACUGUUUUAGUCAGAAGUUUAUAUGAAAGGGAUAUUGCUUUGUUAUCAGUAAACAAAAUAAAUAUCAAUAAUAUGAAUUAAAAAGGAUUAACA